This is a messenger RNA of Cuscuta epithymum, 709 nucleotides long. The record is from the annotation of a GenBank genome assembly. NCBI's taxonomy places the organism in Eukaryota, Viridiplantae, Streptophyta, Magnoliopsida, Solanales, Convolvulaceae.
AUCAAACUGCCCCUUUCCUUCCUACUUGUAAUUAAUUCCCUCAUCAUGACACCACCAUCAUCAAGUAAAAACAGGAACUGGUUAAUGGGAAAGCAGGCGUGCAAAGUGGUGAUGGGGGUGCUGAUUGCCGCUUGUUGGAUGGACCCAAGAGCAUGUGGGGUGGUGGAACACAGGGUGGGGGGAGAGGAGUGGGGGUGGACCAUCCCUCCCCACCACCACUUCUACGGCAACUGGUCUUCCUCCCGCUCCUUCCGGCCGGGAGAUACCCUUCUGUUUGACUUCGACCCCGUCUUCUACAACCUCAUCCAAGUCUCCAAUAGGGAGUACGAUGCCUGCACCGCCAAUCAGCCGUUUCAGGCCUUCACCGACCACGCUCCACCGCUCAUCAUCCCUCUCAGGGAAUCAGGUGUCUUCUACUACCUUUGCAGCCUCUUGAACUACUGUUCGUUGGGCCUCAAGCUUAACGUCUCCGUCCAGCCGCCCACCCCCUCCCCUCUUCCGCCGCCCAAUGGUUAAAUGGUACGUCAUAUAUGGGUCGAUUUCCUAGCUAUCCGGAGAGAGAGCAGAUAUACUGUAUCUGUCUUGUAAUAAAUGACUCCCCUCUCUGUUCAUUCUAGUAUGCAUGGUUAAUAGUUGAUUCCCUCACUGCCUAAAUGAUGAUACAUUUUCUCCAAUGCUCUGUAUUGAAAUAUUAUGUUUUCUCAUUAUA